UCAAGCAAAUACUCGUCCCGAGACCAGAGUGACGAGUCAACUCUACAGUAUUGAUACUUAUCUCUCAACUUAAGUUAACCACCACAGCUGUGGCAUUCUCGCAUUCUUUUGUACUAAAAUCAUUAUUAUUAACGUUGACUGAAUAAAUAUAGUUUAUUAUAAAUUAUCUAGAAUCUAAUUAAUCUAUGUGAGACACCCAAAUCUCCAUAGACGAAUCAGAUGAAGUGACAUCUGUGGGGCAGAGGAGAACACCAACUAGCCGAGAUCCAUGCCAAAUGUAAAUUUUGAUAAAAAAGAUUGCACUGUAGAGAACAAAGUCCACUGGUACCUCGAUGGUUCCUGCAAAUUCAGAGGAGAGGCGGCACAUUAUAAGCAACACCACGAGGUGUUUAUCCGUCAUUUGAAAAUAUAAUUCUGACGAAGAAUUGCCAUGACAGCAACCACUAAAUUGUUGAAGAUGGGGCGAUUAUUAGGAAAGAGAGAAAUUGGAGUCUCUCUGAUUAAGUUGCAGAGACACAUUAGUACUGCAGAGAAAAUUUCACCAGAAAGAGAAUUUAGAGAAGUGGAGAUUGAAGUUCCGUGGGGUAAAAUAGCAGGCAAACAUUGGGGUCCACCAGAAGUAGAGCCCAUAAUAGCACUUCACGGAUGGCAGGACAAUGCUGGCUCAUUGGAUCCCCUCGUCAAACAUCUUCCAAAAGAUCUGAGUAUUCUAGCCGUCGACUUCCCCGGUCACGGUUACUCCAGUUGGUUGCCAAAGGGCAUGAUGUACGCGAACCUAGUGUACGUUCAACUAAUCCAUCGAAUAAAGCAGCACUACAAUAUGAACCGAGUCGGACUAAUUGCACACUCAAUGGGUGGCAUGAUGUCCUUCAAUUACACAGCGCUCUUCCCUCAAAAUGUUAAAUUCGUUGUUGCCUUUGAUUACUUCAAGUACCCGACCUACAACAGCAAAAAAUAUCUUCCUAGAUUUAUCCAAGACUGGGAGAAAUUCUUUCGAAUUGAGCAAUUACAAACACCUGCUCCAAGAACGUCAGAGCAGAAUGCGAUGGAUCGCUACAUCGAGGGCAGUAGAAAUUCUCUAGAUGAAGAAAUGUGUAAAAUAUUAUUUGUGAGAGGAGCAACGAGACAUCCGGACGGAACAGUGUCCUUCAAUCGAGACCCGAGGGUACAAUUUUUCCUGUUCGAUAAUGGAUUUUCUAAUGAACAGUUGAAAGAAAUGGCGAGUCGCAUAAGAUGUCCCUACGCAGUCAUCAAGGGCGAGAGUUCGAGUUACAACGAAAAAAAGGAAUCUUAUUUUGAAGUACUCGAAGUGAUAGAGGCACACUCCCCCGACUUCCGGUUUCACACAAUGCCCGGUACUCAUCAUUUUCACAUGAAAAAUAAUAGUGAUUUAGCAGAAUUGAUUAGUCCCUUCAUAAAAAAACAUUUGUAAUAGAGCUUUUAUAAAUUAAUUUAACGAAUGUAUGUUUUAAUAAAAAUUAUUUAUGAA
This is a messenger RNA of Diachasma alloeum, 1489 nucleotides long. RefSeq names its product probable serine hydrolase. Bases 431 to 1432 code for a protein of 333 amino acids. NCBI's taxonomy places the organism in Eukaryota, Metazoa, Arthropoda, Insecta, Hymenoptera, Braconidae. The record is from RefSeq and is a predicted model, not a curated record. The transcript is spliced from 3 exons.